This is a messenger RNA of Daldinia childiae, 1278 nucleotides long. Its product is annotated as SAGA-associated factor 73. The transcript is spliced from 5 exons. NCBI's taxonomy places the organism in Eukaryota, Fungi, Ascomycota, Sordariomycetes, Xylariales, Hypoxylaceae. Gene Ontology annotation, biological process: regulation of transcription by RNA polymerase II; regulatory ncRNA-mediated heterochromatin formation; RITS complex assembly. The coding region runs from base 1 to 1278 and encodes 425 amino acids. The record is from RefSeq and is a predicted model, not a curated record. Gene Ontology annotation, cellular component: SAGA complex.
AUGGCGAGCGGCGGAGAGGGGCGCAAAGGUCCCGAUGACGAAGGUACAAUUAACGUCGCCUCAAAGAAAGUUAUACGAGAUAGGCCAAACGGUAUAAUCAAACUUAAGAAACCUGUACCGAAGCAAUUAAAACCCGGCAAUUGGAGAGAUGGUAGUGUUGCCGAUGAUGACAAGAAAUCUAAACCCUCCGAGAACCCUUCCGUCAUCGUUGGCGUCCCGUCUCCCGGACCCGUGGUUAAUCAGUUAGACGAAAACUCCCGCGAGACCUUUGCGACCGGACGGCCUCUCGAAGAUAAUCUUAAUCUUCAACAAUGUAAACACUGCAAAAAGGGCAUUAUCAAAACUGCAGCGAAGGAGCAUAUUGCGCAAUGCCUACGAAUUAAGAAAGAGAAAGCCCAGCGCAAAAAAGAGGCUAGGGAAGCGAGGGAACGAGCAAAGGAACAAGCGCGGGAAGAGGAAGCUCGCAAAGCCGACGAGGAUGGAGAUGCUAAGAUGAAUGAUGACAGCGAUGAUGAUGAUGACGGUUCGCCUGAGAAAAAGGGAACUAGUGGGAAAGCAACUAAGAAGGUAAGUGGUAAGAAGCCAGACGGUGAGCCGAAGGGCAAGAAACGAAAGGCCGACGGUGAUGCCGAUAAGGGACCAAAGAAUAAGAAAAAGAAAGAGGAGCCGAAGCCAAAGGUUCCUAAGCCUAAAGGCCCCGUUGAUGUUGAGAAGCAAUGUGGUGUUAUAUUACCCAACGGGCAACCAUGUGCGCGAUCUUUAACAUGCAAAAGUCACAGCAUGGGAGCCAAGCGUGCUGUCGCCGGUCGAUCACUUCCUUACGAUAUGCUACUUGCUGCAUAUCAAAAGAAGAACCAGGCGAAACAACAAAAGGCCGCAUUGGAUGCAAACGCUCCGUUAGAGGACGACGACGACGCUAAUGCCGGGCCAGUCGACUCUGAUGAGGAGACUGCUGCUGUCAUGAGUGCACUAGCACGAUGGAAUCCACAGCCCGUCCUGCCGCCGCCCGUUUUUGAGCCUAUCAGGAGGACAUAUCAACUAGCGCGUCUUCGCGAACAGCUCCACACGGCGACCAAUGGCGGGCGUACCAACAUUUUCAAGGUGGUUGGUUUUGGUGCUCAAAAGCUCCCCGAAAACCAUACCGAUACGAAUAUGGACCUAGACGACGCGCCAGGGGAGCCAGACCUAGGAAUGAUGGGCGCGAUGGGCAUUCGACGGUCCUCAAGUUUUGGUAUGCAAGCCAAUUCACGACGGCCGUCCGUAGCAAGCCGAGCUUAG